AUGAAAAGGCUCGUACAUAUGCAAAUAUUCUUCCUUUCAUUUAUCGUGUUUUGUUCGGGAAGUGAAUUAACUCGGUGUUGCAACUCGGGUGCAAGGUACUUUCGUAAAACGGCUACAUGCUCGGCAAUACCAACCGAAAGUGCGGCUGUUACAUGCACUCGUACUGCAUCCAUAUGUUGUCUGAGAGCAAUACUCGAUCAGGCUUGUGAUCAAGGCACUAAUAUGGCAAAAACCGAGGAGUUUUGUCCAUCCAAUCUCAAUCAGAUAGGUGGUGGUCUGCGAAAGGAGUGUUGCGACUGCUGCUUACUGGCGAAAGAUUUGAUCCAUCGAAAUGCUGAAUGCAUUGCUCCGAUUGGAUUCAGUGCGUAUUGUCUUCGAUCGUUCAACAGCUGCUGUCAGCGAAAACACGGAAUUUCAUUUCCACUCGUUAUCACAAAAUUGACUCUCUUAAACACUGUACUGAUCAUCAUGGCAAUGAUAAAACCGCCGAUUCCAGGUAGACCGGAUACAAUGCAUUUCUUUGGUGUUGGCGAUCGUUGUGCAACCUCGAAAUGUGAACACCUGUGCAGUGAUCGUGGUGGUGAUAGCGUUGAGUGCUCAUGUCGGGUUGGAUACGACCUGGGACCCGAUGGCACUUCAUGCAUAGACCGCGAUGAGUGUACUACGUCGUUUGAUGGUCCAACAAUGAUAUUGUCAACACCUUGUGAAGCGAACGAAACAUGUGAAAAUCUGCCUGGUGGAUACCGAUGUUAUUCACGUAAUCCAUCGAUGCUUAGCGACGGUACAAGACCAUUUCAAGUGAUCGAAGAGAGUAAUCUCCGCAAACGACAGCCUUAUAAUGUGGUACGGGAGCAACGUGGCAGACGACGAUGUGAACGUGGAUGGACAUUGAAUGAAUUUGGAGCUUGUGUUGGUGAGAUUAUUAGAGAUGUAGACGAAUGCGAGGAAAAUGCAUAUGUAUGUUUGGAUGCUAACAUGCAAUGUCUGAAUUCACCAGGUUCAUAUACAUGUGCCUGUCGACCAGGUUUUUACUGGAGUGAUGCUGGUUUCGCGUGUGUAGACAUAGACGAAUGCUUGUUGCUCGUGGAUGAUUGCUUGGAGAGUCAACGUUGCUUGAAUACGCCUGGAUCAUUCAAAUGUAUUCGAACGAUAUCGUGCGGUACCGGAUACGUCAUCGACAGCGAGAAUACCGAAGAAUGCAUUGACGUAGACGAGUGUACUCGAGGACUCCACGAUUGUGGUCCUCUUUAUGUAUGCCGAAAUACGCAGGGCAGUUAUCGAUGUGACCCCAAAAAGUGCGCUGCUCGAGAAGUAAUGAAUCCGAGGACUGGUGAAUGCACACAUGUUGACUGUCCGAUUGGAUUCUUGCCGAACAACGGCCGUUGUGAAGAUGUGAACGAAUGUGAAACGGUUGGUCGUUGUCGCCAGUACGAAGAGUGCAUCAAUACACCGGGUUCGUAUAGGUGCCAAGAGAAGGGGAAUCUCUGCACGAAUGGAUAUCGUAUGGAUCUGGAUACAGGAUUUUGUGUUGAUAUAAACGAAUGUGCUGAGGGUACUCAUCAGUGUGACGAUAAACAGUGCAUAAAUCUUCUUGGCACGUACAAAUGUCGGUGUUCAGCUGGUUACGAUUUCAAUGAAACGACAAUGCGAUGUGAGGAUAUUGAUGAGUGUAUGAAAUUUGCUGGGCAUGUUUGUUCAUUACAUGCGACAUGCGAGAAUACGAUUGGUUCAUUUGAAUGCCACUGUAAGGAAGGCUUCAAAAUCGCAAAGGAUGGACGGAACUGUGACGACAUUGACGAGUGUGAAUUGGGUAUAGCGAAAUGUGCACAGAAAUGCAUCAAUAUACCAGGCAGUUAUCAGUGUAUUUGCGAACGUGGCUAUCAGUUAGGCGCUGAUGGCAUCACUUGCGAGGAUAUUGACGAAUGCUCGCUUUGGGCUGGAUCUGGUGAUGAGCUUUGUAUGGGUGGUUGUACGAAUACACCAGGAUCGUACAUUUGCAAUUGCCCACUAGGAUAUGAAAUCCAAAAAGAUGCAAGAACUUGUAAAGGUUUGCCUCUAUAUUCAUUUCAUGUUUGCCUUCGA
Anisakis simplex (herring worm) is the source of this 2082-nucleotide messenger RNA. NCBI's taxonomy places the organism in Eukaryota, Metazoa, Nematoda, Chromadorea, Rhabditida, Anisakidae. The record is from the annotation of a GenBank genome assembly.